This is a messenger RNA of Sorex araneus (European shrew), 2985 nucleotides long. RefSeq names its product protein tyrosine phosphatase 4A1 (gene PTP4A1). Gene Ontology annotation, molecular function: protein tyrosine phosphatase activity; protein tyrosine/serine/threonine phosphatase activity. Gene Ontology annotation, cellular component: nucleus. The transcript is spliced from 5 exons. The coding region runs from base 34 to 555 and encodes 173 amino acids. The record is from RefSeq and is a predicted model, not a curated record. NCBI's taxonomy places the organism in Eukaryota, Metazoa, Chordata, Mammalia, Eulipotyphla, Soricidae. Gene Ontology annotation, biological process: protein dephosphorylation.
UUUCAUAACUGAGUGUUUUUUAACUAAAUUAACAUGGCUCGAAUGAACCGCCCAGCUCCUGUGGAAGUCACAUACAAGAACAUGAGAUUUCUUAUUACACACAAUCCAACCAAUGCGACCUUAAACAAAUUCAUAGAGGAACUUAAGAAGUAUGGAGUUACCACAAUAGUAAGAGUAUGUGAAGCAACUUAUGACACUACACUCGUGGAGAAAGAAGGCAUCCAUGUUCUAGAUUGGCCUUUUGAUGAUGGUGCACCACCAUCCAACCAGAUUGUUGAUGACUGGCUAAGUCUUGUAAAAAUUAAAUUUCGAGAAGAACCUGGUUGUUGCAUUGCUGUUCAUUGUGUUGCAGGCCUUGGCAGAGCUCCAGUACUUGUUGCUCUAGCAUUAAUUGAAGGUGGGAUGAAAUACGAAGAUGCAGUACAGUUCAUUAGACAAAAGCGGCGUGGAGCUUUUAACAGCAAGCAACUUUUGUAUUUGGAGAAGUACCGUCCUAAAAUGCGGCUGCGCUUCAAAGACUCAAAUGGUCAUAGGAACAAUUGUUGCAUUCAAUAAAACUGGGGUGCCUGAUGCCAUUGCCUUGGAAAUGGAACUUGAGAUAGGACCUAAUUUGUCACACGUACUGGCCAACAUGUUGGCUUGGUGAAUAGUCUAAUGAAGCUUCCAUGGAAAGCAGUUUCACCAGUCCACAAGCUUGACAGAAUUGCAUCCUCUGUAUUUGGCUUAUGAUCAACCUAUUUGGACAAUUAGCAAAAAAGAUUCUUGCUACUCAGCAUUUAAGAUGUGCUUAUUGUUUGUACCGAUUCUUUCCUGAAAUCAUGCAGUAUUGAAUAAUGUCUUUAAAUCUUCCCAGGCCAGAAUUUUAUCAAUAUAUAAGAAAUUUAGAAAGAUUAGGUGCCAAAACACCCAGCACAAUACUUGUAUAUUUUUAGUAUCAUACAGAACUAAAAUCCCAGGAACUAUGAACACUCUAGACCUUAUGUGGUUUAUUCCUUCAGUCAUUUCAAACAUAGAGAGUAGAGGAUAAGGUUAUUUGCCUGCUCACUUUAUGUUUACAUCUCCCACAUUCGUACCAGUAUACAUCAGGUUUGUGCAACUUUUUUUUUCUUUUUUAGCCAAGUCUUAGAGUGAUUAGGGUUUUUCUAUAAAUCUCAUUUUGUGCUGUUAUGGAAAACCUCCAGUUUGAAAUCUGCAUUGUACAGAAGCACAUGUCUUUAAUGUCUCCAGACAAAAAAAGCCUUACAGUUUAUUUUAUUGUUUGCACUUUGGGGUGCAACUUAACAGGGAGGGCCUGGAAAAAAAGAGAACAGGAGGGGGGAGCUAUUAAGUAUUUUUAGUAAACUAUUGCCUUUGUCUUGUGCAGAACAUGUAGAAUAUGCUGUUUAAUUUAGGGUUUUUUUUCCCCCUUAGAGAUGCUUUGUUGUAGCUGAAACAAUUCUUAAUCGUAAAAUUUUCUGACUUUGAUUUUUUUCAUACUUAUCUGAAGUUGUUUACCAACUUAUUUUUGUUUGAAGUGUGAUUUUUUUUUCCCAACCUCUUGCAAAAAAAAGUGGGUUUCUGCUAAUGAAUUGAGGAUAUAUCUAAUAUUUUAUAUGCCUUUUGAGCUGUGUAACUUAAUAUUUGGAUACUUGAUAAUUUGUUUUAUUAUGUAAUUGAUAAAAUGGUGAUGUGUAUUAAUGUUAGUUCAACCAUAUAUUUAUACUGUCUGGGAAUGUGUGGUUGUAGUUCUGUGGGAGAAAUAAUUGUCAGUGUUCACCAGCUUGUAAAAAUCUAGUGCGAGAGCUUAAACAUCUAAAUAAAUAAUGAAAUGCAAUUUAUCAUUGAAAUUGUUUUGCUUAAGGUUAACUUGUAGAAAACUGGAUGAAUUGUAGUUCACAUAAUGCCAUUUGAGGUCCUGUAUAUAGUGUCCUUGUUUAGUUUUUUUUGUUUCUAGCAAAUGAAGGAUUAAAAAUGAAGUUAGUGUUUUAGUUCUUAGUUAACUCCUUGUAGGUAAAUUUUGUAAGGGUCAUGAAGGCUGUUUAAUAUUAAAGUGCUUUUCAUUAUUUCCAUUUUAAUUUAAAUCAUUUUAAAGGUUUAGAUAAUUUUAAGCCACGUGUAGUAUUCGGAGGAUAAACAAUAUAGUGGCUUUGUGGCUCGGUUCUAAUAAUUGUUUAUUGGUUUGUGGGCAACUUUCAUUUGCAAAUCAAACACUGUUAGAAAUUAGUUUGAAUGUAAGUAUUUGGCACAUGAGGGCUUACUAAAUUUUGUUCAGUGGCCUGAAGUCUUUUGCUUAUCUAUUUUUAAUUUAAAGGGGAUAAUUAAGGCUGUCGCCUUUUUUUAAUUUUAGCGUUAAGUUCAAAAUUCGAGUAAAAUUUGGUAUCUACCUUGUACUUAAAGAAUGUACUACAUUUCCAGCUGAAUAAUUAAAGUCCAUCUUGAGACUUAGAGUCAGGGCAAAAGCAACAAGUGGGGCACACGGGUGGGGGCUCUUUGGUUCUCUAGAUUUAGAUCUUUUGUGAAUAGGGCAAGUUAAACAUUUUUAAACAACCUCCUCGGUAAUUUUGUGUGCUUGAUGUAAAUGACAGUUGUCACAUACCCCAUGGAAUAGCAUUGUGUAUGAGGAGGUGUCAUGAAUAGUGAAAAAAUACUUUUUAAGACUAAUAGUUUUAUUACAAUGUUGGAUUGUAUAAUGGUGCUAAAAAUUAAAACCUGUAGUAGGAUACAUCCUGGAAGAUCACUUAAUAUCUAAGAAAAAUUUAAGUGAAAUAUGAGUUGAGAUAAAUACAAGAAGUUACCGUAUAUUGUUUUAAAACUUGGUUACUUGGUUUUGGAUAACAAUAUCCCUAAAUAGCAUGAUGUAUAAAAAAUGGCUAGUUGAUUAGGUUUGUCUAUUGGAACUUUAAUGUUGCUGAAAUGUAAGUAAUGUGAUUACUGAAUCAACCAGAAAAUGCAGUCUCUUAGUUUGAGGAAAAACCUAGAAAUAAAUGUACCAUUGGUUAUUUUGCA